Messenger RNA from Anoplophora glabripennis (Asian longhorned beetle), 1097 nucleotides. RefSeq lists its product as uncharacterized. Bases 336 to 1028 code for a protein of 230 amino acids. NCBI's taxonomy places the organism in Eukaryota, Metazoa, Arthropoda, Insecta, Coleoptera, Cerambycidae. The record is from RefSeq and is a predicted model, not a curated record. The transcript is spliced from 3 exons.
GUUCUCUACUUCUCUAUCGGAAUUCGGAACCAAAACACACCUAAUAGCUCCUGAUAACUAAUAUUUUUACUUUACCAAAUGGAAAGGUCUUCACAUGUUAAAUCUAUGAAAUUAAUUUCUCUUCAGUUUUCAGACUGUUUUGUGGUUUUCACUUUUCAGUUAUUUACAUUAUAACCUGUAUUUGUGAAUUUCUGUAAAUUUCAAAUUUCUUAAAUCAUUUUAUAAUUAGAGAUCCAUUUUUAAGAAAUUAAUGAACAGAGUUGGUCUGGAUGAAAACAGUCCACCAGGGAAUAGGAACUAGGAAUUUUUAAUUAGAUAACGAAAACUAGCUAAUUAUGGCUGAAGAUAUUAAAACUAUUUAUCUCCAGGACAUCCAAAAAGAAAGUUUGCAUGUGGUUUUGCAACAGUUGAAUUUUGUGAAUUGCGAUCAUAAAAAUAGAACGAAUAUAAUAAAAGAAUUAGUAUGUAGCAAAAAGAAGCUUUUAAAACUUAAUGAAAGUGCUGAGGACAGUGACUCCGAAAGUGAAAGUCAUAAAAAGAUAGUUACACUUCUUGAAAAAGAACGGAACAUUAUAUUUGAUGAAACUAAUAUGAAAUUAGAAGAAAUUAACUUGGAGAAACAAAAAAUUUUGUCCGAAAAAGUUAUUUUUCCAGUUAUACCUAAGCGCAAAAUGGAUCAUAUGCUCUCACUAUUAAAAUUUCAAAAAAAGCUUGGUAAUGAAGAAAAAAAAUUAAUGAAUUGUUUAUCGCACAUACAAUCAAGUGCUAAACCACCUUGGAAUUCACCCUCAAUUAUUUUUAAAGCAAUAAAAGAUAGUAUAAUACGAAGAAAAUGGGAGAACUUGACAAAAUUGUUAUUGAUGCUUAUACAUUUCCCUUCUGUUAAAUAUAAGCCAACAAUUAGACAUAUGUGUAAAAUUCUUGAUAAAUAUCACCCUGUUAUUCGUCACAGAGGAUUACAAGAUCAGUUUGACAUGAUUACUCUCACAAACAAAGGUUCAAAAAUAGGAAAUUCUAAACUAGUAUAAUAGGCAAUUGAAAAUUUAACAAUAAAACAUGGAACUGAUUUCAAAUAAAAUACAUAUUUAUGAAAAGAU